AUGACGACUAGGAUCAAGAAUUUCACUUCGAAUUCCGGACCUCAACAUCCUGCUGCUCAUGGUGUUUCACGAUCGGUAUUGGAAAUGAACGGAGAAGUGGUGGAACGUGCGGAACCGCAUAUUGGAUCACUCCAUAGAGGCACAGAGAAAUUAAUAGAGUACAAAACGUAUCUUCAAGCUUUACCUUAUUUGGAUCGUUCAGACUAUGUUUCUACGAUGGCCCAAGAACACGCUCAUUCUUCAGCCGUAGAGACACUUUUGAAUUGCGAGGUACCCUUACGAGCUCAAUAUAUACGAGUGUCAUUCCGUGAAAUCACUCGAAUUUCAAAUCAUUCACUUGCUUUAACUACUCAUGCUAUGGAUGUGGGAGCAUCAACUCCGUUCCUGUGGGCUUUUGAAGAGCGGGAAAAAUUGUUGGAAUUCUAUGAAAGAGUCCCGGGAGCCAGGAUGCAUGCCAGUUUCAUACGACCAGGUGGAGUGGCACAAGAUCUGCCUCUUGGCUUAUGUCGAGAUAUUGAUUCCUCCACACAACAAUUUGCUUCUCGUAUCGACGAAUUAGAAGAGAUGUCAACCGGCAACCGUAUCUGGAAACAACGAUUAGUGGAUAUUGGUACUGUCACUGCACAGCAAGCAAAGGAUUGGGGAUUCAGUGGUGUAAUGUUAAGAGGUCAACCAGGGGUAUGCUGGGAUUUGCGAAGAGCAGCACCUUACGAUGUUCAUGACCAAUCGGAUCCUGACGUACCAGUAGGUACCAGAGGAGAUCGCUAUGAUCGUUACUGUAUCCGUAUCGAAGAGAUGCGACAAAGUGUUCGGAUCAUUGUGCAAUGUCCUAAUCAAAUGCCUAGUGGCAUGAUCAAAGCCGAUGAUCGUAAGCUAUGUCCUCCAUCACGAUGUCGAAUGAAACUAUCCAUGGAAUCCUCAAUUCACCAUUUCGAACCUUAUACAGAAGGUUUCUCCGUACCAGCUUCUUCUACAUAUACCGCAGUUGAAGCACCUAAAGGAGAAUUUGGGCUCUUUCUGGUCAGUAAUGGAAGCAAUCGUCCCUACCGUCGUAAAAUAAGAGCACCUGGCUCUGCCCAUUCACAAGGACUCGAUUCUAUGUCCAAACAUCACAUGCCAGCAGAUGUGGUAACCAUCAUUGGUACUCAAGAUAUUGUGUCUGGAGAGGUAGAUAGAUAG
Molecule: messenger RNA, 1179 nt
Organism: Nymphaea colorata (pocket water lily)
Lineage: Eukaryota; Viridiplantae; Streptophyta; Magnoliopsida; Nymphaeales; Nymphaeaceae
Source: the annotation of a RefSeq genome assembly